Molecule: messenger RNA, 1519 nt
Organism: Musa acuminata subsp. malaccensis (wild Malaysian banana)
Lineage: Eukaryota; Viridiplantae; Streptophyta; Magnoliopsida; Zingiberales; Musaceae
Product: 3-isopropylmalate dehydrogenase 2, chloroplastic
Biological process (GO): L-leucine biosynthetic process
Molecular function (GO): magnesium ion binding; NAD binding; 3-isopropylmalate dehydrogenase activity
Source: RefSeq, a predicted model, not a curated record
GCGUCAUCGGGUCUCGAAGUCCACAGGCACUGAGUAUGGCGGCGGCUGUGCAGGCGAACCUUUCCCGGCCCUUCGAGACCCUAAUCCUAGGCUCGCGGAGACUGGUCCAUCCUUGGCGGUCGGCGAGAAUCCGCUGCUCAGCCGCCGCCUCGCCCCGACGGAGCUACAGCAUUACCCUCCUCCCCGGGGACGGCAUCGGCCCUGAGGUCGUCUCCGUCGCCAAGGACGUCCUUUCCCUCGUUGGCUCUCUCCAAGGUAUUGAGUUCCGGUUCCGGGAGGUGCCGGUCGGCGGUGCGGCGCUGGAUUCUACGGGGGUCCCUUUACCGGAUGAGACCCUCGCAGCCGCCAAGGAGUCGGACGCGGUCCUUUUGGGAGCCAUCGGAGGGUAUAAAUGGGAUGCUAACGAGAAGCAUCUGAAGCCCGAAACUGGGUUACUUCAACUUCGCGCGGGUCUCGGCGUGUUUGCAAACUUGAGGCCAGCUACUGUGUUGCCACAGCUAGUAGACUCAUCAACUUUGAAGAAAGAGGUGGCAGAGGGAGUUGACAUAAUGGUUGUGAGAGAGCUUACUGGAGGAAUUUAUUUUGGAAAACCAAGAGGUUUUGGAUCCAAUGACAGGGGUGAGGACAUUGGAUUCAACACUGAAGUCUAUUCUGCUUCUGAGAUUGACCGAAUUGCACGAGUAGCAUUUGAGGUUGCUCGAAAACGACAUGGCAAGUUGUGCUCUGUUGACAAAGCCAACGUUUUGGAGGCUUCGAUGCUAUGGAGGAAAAGGGUGAAUGGGCUGGCUUCUGAGUUCCCUGAUGUUGAGUUGUCCCACAUGUAUGUGGACAAUGCAGCAAUGCAACUUAUUCGAAACCCAAAACAGUUUGAUACUAUUGUGACAAAUAACAUAUUUGGUGACAUAUUGUCCGAUGAAGCAUCCAUGCUUACUGGAAGCAUCGGUAUGCUUCCAUCUGCCAGCAUUGGUGAUUUGGGUCCCGGACUUUUUGAGCCCAUCCAUGGCUCUGCUCCAGAUAUCGCUGGCCAGGACAAAGCGAAUCCAUUAGCGACGGUACUGAGCGCUGCGAUGCUAUUGCGAUAUGGACUAGGUGAAGAGGAAGCUGCAAAGAGGAUCGAAGCUGCAGUUAUAAAUACCUUGAACAGAGGGUUCCGAACUGGUGAUAUUUUUUCUGGCGGAACGACGUUGGUCGGCUGCAAGCAGAUGGGAGAAGAAGUGCUUAGAUCUGUUGAAGCUGGGAAACAGGUGGCUGCCCUGCACUGAUACAUUCUGUUGUUCUAUCCAUCAUCAUUUUGCUAGUGAUACAUGGUGAGGGGCACCCUAGUACAAUGAGACAGACGAAUCAAGAUAAUUUCUGAACUGAGGACCGAAUUAAUAAGUGGUUCUAUAUUAUUGUCAUGGACGUAUUCUGUUGUUCUAUCCAUCAUCAUUUUGCUAGUGAUACAUGGUGAGCGGCACCCGAGUACAAUGAGACAGAUGAAUCAAGAUAAUUUCUGAAGUGAGGACCGAAUUUUUAAUUA